Molecule: messenger RNA, 3803 nt
Organism: Moneuplotes crassus
Lineage: Eukaryota; Ciliophora; Spirotrichea; Euplotida; Euplotidae
Source: the annotation of a GenBank genome assembly
AUUUAAACAUGUCCAGAGGUCACAACAAAUCAGAAGGACUUGCGUUGAAAAUGGCUAAGAGGACACAGGAAUAUCUCAAAGCAGCCAAUGCAGCAGCAGCUAAAUCGAUUAAAAAUGUGUCUUACAGUAGUCAUUUCACAGAAACCCCAAAUAUGAACGAUGCUUAUGAAAGCAAAAGUCAGGGAAGAAUAGGCGAGCACAUCGAUAUAGCCCCGUUCUCUCAGUCCCAAGAGAAUGAGUCUUUCGAGCAGGAUCGGUAUAAGAAGCUCGUUCAAGUUUGCACUUCCCAGGAGACUUACAUUAGAGAUCUUGAGUCCCAAAUAAAAUAAAAUGCGAGUUGACUUCACCGAGGAGCUAGCUAAACUAAAAGAGAGCGAGACUAGUCAAGGCUAUGAGCUCAAAGAAAACGAGUGGGAGAACGAACGCAAGCUUCUCAUGAAUCUCAUCGAGAAGAACCAGAAGUAUGCUUACAACGCACAAGAAAAGCUUAAAGAAGAGAAACAGCAAUUUGAAUCUGAGCUUACUCAAUCCAAACAACAGUUUGCAGAGAAAAUCGAAGAAAUUGAGAUUGAAAACACCAAGCUCAAGGACCUCCUCGAUAAAGUCCAGAACUCUGAAGAAGAGAAAGGAGAUGAAGUUAAGAUGGUCAGAGCUAACCUGAUCGAGGAGAUCUUCAGAGUCCAGAAUGUCCACCAGAAGAACGAAGAUGAGCUAAGAAAAGAUAAUGAUUUGAUAUCUCAAAAGUACUCUCAAGGUAUUCAAUCCUUUAAAGAAACCUUAAAACAAGCUGAAGAGGACAAUAACAUGCUUAGAAAAAAGAUAAAUUCAAUAGUUGAAGAAAACAAGAAAUCAGAAACUGACUUGAUCUACCAAAUCAACGAACUCAACCGUGCUAAUUCGAAGUUGACUAAACUUGUUGAACAGAAGCACCAAGAGUUUCUCCAAAAGUCCAAGACUGAAGAUACACUCAGAAAAUCAGAAAUGUUCACUACAUACUCCGAGAAGGACUCUGUUGAGAACUUUGACUCAAGCAUCGGUCAACUUAUAGCUUCUUCGAACAAAACAGUCGAGGCUUAUGAGAAACAGCUCAAGGAAAAGACCAAUAAAUGGAAGAAAGAGAAACAGAAAUUACUAGAAGAAAUAGAGUCCAGAGAGACACUUUAUGCUGAGAAAUUGGCCCUGAAAGAUAUGGAGUUCGAUCGCAUCAAGUCCACCUUUGAUAGGCAACGCAAGCUUGAAGAUACCAAAAAUCAGACCUUAAUGAAGGAGAAUAAGAUCCUUGACAGGUCAUUGAAAGAUAUCAACAAAAAGUUAAAGGAGAAAAUGAAACAAACAAAAUCUCCUGGCCCUAAUAAGGAGAUAUUGCAAUCAAAACUAGACCAACAUCAAAAGCGCGAAGAUCUCCUGAAAUCAGAAAUUGGCGAUCUCAGGAAGGACCUCAUUGAUUUACAAACCAGUUACCAAAAACGUGAAGAGACUUACAUCCUUGAGUCUAAGACAUAUCUGGACCAAAUAGAAUCUGCAAAUGAAAAGUCCUUCGAAAUGCUUAAGCCGAUACAACGUAUAGAUAACAAUUACUACACUUCUGAUAAGUUAAAGAAGGAAAUCACAAAUCUCCGAAAGCAGAUUGAGAUUAAAGACCAGAUCAUCAAUGAUCUCAAGGACAUAGAAAAUAUGGACAAAAGAAAGCAGAGGAAGGACAUCCAACACAUCAUGGCAAAAUUCAGAGAAACUAUCGAUUCGUAUCAAACCCAAAUUGAGAAAUUUAAUAAAGAUCAACCUAGUAUAAACCAGAUCGUCCUUGAACUCAACACUAAGCACAACAAGGUCGAACAAGAGUUACUCGAUCAGCUGACUCAAGCCAAGGAAGAGAUCUUCAAAAUGAAGGAAAAUCAAAGAAAUUUGAAGGCUGAGAACACCCAAGAAAUUGUUGAUGAGCUCGAAAAUAAGCUCGUUGUCUCUAAUAACGAGCUUGAUCAUGCCAAACGUAACUUGAUCCAAUAUAUCACCUCCUUGAACGAACUCGAAGACCUCAUAAAAGACAAUCAGUCCAUCACAAUAGGAGAAAAUGAAGAAGUCCAAAGACUUAGAUUUGAAAAUGAAAGGCUUAACGAAGAGAAUUCCUCCCUGAUCGAGUCCAAAAAGGAGAUGGAUGAGUACCACCAGGGCCAAAUUGAGAAUCUACGUCGAGAGAACCAGGCUCUCAAAGGAGACAUUACCAACCUUGAGAGAGAAUAUGAUAAGCUUUCUCUCAAGAUAACCACUGUGCACAAGAACCUUGAAAUCUGGAGAGACAGAGAGCAGACAAUUCGUGAGAAUUAUGAUAAAAUUGAACAAAAGCUAAAGUCUGCAUUGUCUCUUAAGAAGAAGUCCAAAGAAUUCUCCAAAUCAGAAUCUGUCCUAAAACAAGAAGAAGAUACCUCAUUUAAGGAAGAACAUAAGAAAAUGGAGAAGUUGCUUAAGCUCUCACAAGAGAAAUGGAAUGAAGAGAAAGCCACCCUUAAUGAAGAGAUAUUUCACCUAAGAGCAAGACUUACACAUUGUGAGGAAUCUUUUGUAGAUAUCACAGAAAAGUUAGUUGGAGAGCAUAAAACAAUCAAGGAAACAAGGCUUGCCAUUACAAACCAAUCAGAGCAGCUAAAAUCUCGUAUAAUAGAGACUGAAUCUCUUCUAACCUCUCUAAAACAGGAGCGCGAAACCUCCAAAAAUCAAGAGAACACCAGAGAUCAAGAAUUAGUGCUCGCCCUUGGAGAUGACAUUGCUUUCCUCAAGAACAAACUUACCGAAGAACAAAACCUCCACGAUGCUGACCUCAAACUACUCCAGAAAAACUACGAUGAGAAGUUGUCAGCCCAGAGUUUGAGAGAACAGGUGCUCCAUGAACAAAUCGAGGAGCUCAAGGUCGAGCUCUCAGAGACUGAGCAAGCCUUCGAGUCCUAUAAGUACCUCAACCAGAAGGAAAAUGCUAACUUGACUUCCGAAAUAAAUCAGCUCCGUAGACACUCCAAUGUCAGGCAAGACCAGGUUCACAGAAGGGAAAAUAAGCUUAAGGAAGAAAUUGAGAGGCUAAAGAGAACUCUUGAAGACAGUAUCACCAUUCAGCAGUCUGAGUCCAUGAAAGUCGACUCUCAAAAACAGAUUAAUAAGCUUAACCAAGAACUUGGCAAGAAAGCAAGAAUCCUACAGGAAACUAAGCGAAAAUUGAGAAAAGAGCAGCUUAGGAUCGCUGAAAUGACCAAAAGAAUGAAAUCAUUUGAUCUGAAAUCGAUCAAAUCCGAUUUUAUUUACCUCAAAGAGAUUCAAAAUGCUCAGAGCACUUCCCUGAUUGAUGAGAAAGUAGCACUCUCCUCUCUUGUGAACAAGUUACAGCAGUACGUGUUUGAUAUAGAGCAGACAGCUCUGAAGGAAGAGCUUGGCAUUGAGAAUACCUUGGGCGCUCCCAUGGAGAACUAUGGUUACACAGCAGAAGACAUCAAUUUUAAAUCGCCAGUUAAACAAUUGGAUUCCCCAGAGUUUUACCCUGAAAUUAAUGAUGACGAUGAAGAGGAAACAGAUACUUUAUAUCUAGGUAACACUCGUGAACUGGAAGAAAGACUUCAAGAAUUCAGAAACAUUAAAGAGAAUGCAAGAGAGCUUGAGACCAGUCUGAAACAAGGAGAUAAAUCACCCUCUCCGCUAUCAGACAAUACUUCCUCUGUUAACCAGAACUCUAGUGGCUCUUAUGCUCAGAAAUACAUGAAAAAGAAGAAGACAAAGAAGAGCAAGGUUCAUUCCUAAGUAAAUCAAUUCAAUAUUUGAAUAAA